This is a messenger RNA of Megalobrama amblycephala (Wuchang bream), 1502 nucleotides long. RefSeq names its product intelectin-like. Gene Ontology annotation, molecular function: oligosaccharide binding. The coding region runs from base 169 to 1137 and encodes 322 amino acids. The record is from RefSeq and is a predicted model, not a curated record. The transcript has 9 exons. Lineage: Eukaryota; Metazoa; Chordata; Actinopteri; Cypriniformes; Xenocyprididae.
AUUUAUUCAAACACAAACUAAAAAACAAUAACAACAACACACGAAUAAGUUUAAACGGGCACGCGCAUUCUCUGACUUGCCCAGAUUCUUGAAGUCUCUGCAGUGAGAAGAGGAACACGGACAACAAACUUGUGGAAUCCAACCAUUCAUCCAUCUGAGAGUACAAAAAUGUUUUCAUGGAUCCUUCUCAUCCUCUCGCUGAAUUUAUGGUUCUGUGAGGCUGCACUAAUAAAUCAAGAAGCACCAUCUGUUAAUAUCGGUGACAACCCUGAGAUUGGAAAACUUCUGGGCAGAAUUAAAUAUGUUGCUCGAAGUUGCAAAGAAAUUCGUGACAAGUAUCAGGUUCAUGAUGAUGGCCUGUACUAUCUGAUCUCUUCAAGCGGAGUCCUCUACCAGACGUUCUGUGAUAUGACCACUGCGGGUGGCGGCUGGACGCUCGUGGCCAGCGUUCAUGAAAACAACAUGUAUGGAAAGUGUACUGUUGGUGAUCGCUGGUCUAGUGAGCAGGGCAGCAACGAAAAACGUCCUAGUGGUGAAGGGACAUGGGAGAACAGAGUCACAUUUGGAACUGUAGAGGCCGCUACAAGUGAUGAUUAUAAGAAUCCUGGAUACUUUGACAUUGCGGCACAGGAUGUGUCUGUGUGGCAUGUUCCUAAUAAUAUGGAGUUGGAACACUGGACCGCUGCCUCCAUCCUGAGAUACCACACUGAAAAUCACUUCUUAACUCUCCAUGGAGGAAACCUUUUCAAAUUAUUUACGAAAUUCCCUGUGAGGUUUGGAAUCGGCACAUGCCUCAUUGAUAAUGGACCUGUUAUUCCAAUCGUGUAUGAUACUGGAAGUGCAGAUUCUACCAAAAAUCUAUAUGGACCUAAUUCAAGAUCAAUAUUUGAGCCUGGAUUCAUCGCAUUCAGAGUUUUCAAUACUGAAAAGGCAGCCAUGGCUAUUUGUUCGGGCGUUAAACCAACCGCUUGUCACACUGAACAUUUCUGUAUUGGUGGAGGAGGACACUUUCCUGAGGGAUUCCCUGUACAGUGUGGGGACUUUACGAGUUUCGACUGGAAUGGCUAUGGUACUAAUGCAGAAUGGAGUGCAUCCAAAGAGAUAACUGAAGCUGCUGUACUACUUUUUUAUCGCUGACACUCUGAUGAAUCUAAAAUGACCAGCCUCCUUUCCUUCCGUCAGAGAUAUACACAAUUAUUUACUAAAAUGUACCUUUACAAUAUAUAUCUUAUAUAUUGGGCUAUAAUCUAAGAAUGUGUAUGGUGUUUGUAAUUCAAUUCAAUUCAAUUCACAUUUAUUUGUGUAGCGCUUUUCACGAUACAUAUCAUUUCAAAGCAGCUUUACAGAGAAUGCAUGUCAGCAUGCAUGUCAGAAUGCAUGUUUGUAACUGGUGCAUAUCUAAUUUACUUUUAACAUCUAAAUUGACUAAAUUGACUUUUUUUCCAACUGUUCACAAAUGGAAACAAAUGUAUAAAGUUCAAAUAAAACCAAUAUGUUGCAAA